UUUGCCCGGAAGCCUUAAUGAGCCUCGGCACGGUUUGGAUGGCGGUCGAGGAUGGUGCAGAGGAAGAGAGAGAAUCAUUCCCUUGAUGUGUCAUGCCCACCGACUCCCACGUGAGUCCACGUAUGCUGCCACUCUUUUUCUCUCUCUCAACCUCCCCAAUCUUUUCUCUCUCUACCCAUCGUCAGAAAGGCAUAGAUGGCAGAUGAUCCAUUGGAGGUGCGUUUGGGGUCAACCUUGUAGAGACCAGAGAGUGAUAUCCGGGGUUUCAUAAUGGGAUAGCACGGAUUGAUUGACCACUUUUCUCCCAUUUAAUACCACGCACCCGCCCUCUUGUCUUCCCUCCGUUUGCCCUUUGCCUCACCUCACUCUCUCUCGUAUCUCCUUCCUUCUUCAUCUCACAGUCAAUUGCCUUUCCCCUCUUUUUUAUUUCUCCUGAUUUUUCUCAGACAUUCGGGUUUCCCCUCUUUUUAUCUCUCCUCUUCUCUCCAUCAUUUGCAAUUAGGUACUCUCUCUUAAUUUUUCCCGUCAUCUGGAUUUGUUGAGACUUACGAGAGAGUCGGGAGGAGCAAAUGGACGAUUUUUGUAAUACAGGGCUUGUUUUGGGAUUGGGAAGAGGCAUAUCCCUGGAAAAGCUUCCUAAACCUGAACCUAAAAGGCCUUGCUUCCGAUUGGAUCGCCUCUUCCCUUCGCCUUCCGAGCCCUGUCUCACUCUAGCUCUCACUGAAACCCCAUCUCCUGGUGCUGUCCCUCAAAAGAUUCAGGUAAGGAUUGACGUGAACAAAGCUUAUGAAGAGAGCGGAGCACCCAAUUGUUCUCCGACUGGUAGUAGCGUUUCCUCUUUCUCUAAUCUGCAUCGAGAGCUUUUUAAUGGGGGAGUGAAGAGAGAGAGAGAGCAGGCGACUGAGGAGUUGGAGGUGGAGAAGCGGGUGAGCGAUGAGGAAGAAGAAGGCAACGCCAGAAAGAAACUUAGGCUCACCAAGGAGCAGUCAGCUCUCCUCGAGGACAGUUUCAAGGAGCACAGCACCCUUAAUCCGAAACAGAAGCAGGCUUUAGCGGAGCAGCUGAAUCUGCGGCCUCGGCAGGUAGAGGUCUGGUUUCAGAACAGGAGGGCAAGGACCAAGCUGAAACAAACAGAGGUGGACUGCGAAUUCUUAAAGAGAUGUUGCGAGACACUCACUGAUGAGAACAGGAGGCUUCAAAAGGAGUUGCAGGAAUUAAAAGCCCUAAAAUUUGCAUCUCCUGUUUAUAUGCAGCUCCCUGCCGCUACUCUCACUAUGUGCCCUUCUUGUGAGAGAAUUGGUGCGGGCGAUGCGUCAACUAGAAGUUCCUUUGCUAAGGCCGCACACUUCUUUAGUGGGCCUUUCACGCAUCCUGCUGCUUGUUAAAAUCAAAGGAGAAAAGCUAGUUAAAGAGAGAGAAAUGUCUUGAUUGUCUUAGAGAGAGAGAAAGGCAAUCAGGGGUUUCCUUGUUUCUUGAAUUGGAGCAACCCCACAAAUCCCACUGUAUAUUCUUUCACCCCAUUCCAUUGUCAUCAUCUCACUAAUCAAAUCUCAUACUUCUUUUAUUAUUAUUACUUUGGAA
Molecule: messenger RNA, 1581 nt
Organism: Amborella trichopoda
Lineage: Eukaryota; Viridiplantae; Streptophyta; Magnoliopsida; Amborellales; Amborellaceae
Product: homeobox-leucine zipper protein HAT9
Biological process (GO): regulation of DNA-templated transcription
Molecular function (GO): sequence-specific DNA binding; DNA-binding transcription factor activity, RNA polymerase II-specific
Source: RefSeq, a predicted model, not a curated record